Colletotrichum spaethianum is the source of this 801-nucleotide messenger RNA. Its product is annotated as ent-kaurene oxidase. Lineage: Eukaryota; Fungi; Ascomycota; Sordariomycetes; Glomerellales; Glomerellaceae. The transcript is spliced from 4 exons. Gene Ontology annotation, molecular function: heme binding; oxidoreductase activity, acting on paired donors, with incorporation or reduction of molecular oxygen; monooxygenase activity. The record is from RefSeq and is a predicted model, not a curated record. Bases 1 to 801 code for a protein of 266 amino acids.
AUGCGCUACCGGCGUAACGGUCUCAACUACUUGCGGGACUUUAUUCAGGAGCGACUCGACGGCAAGGUUAACGAAGAUGGCAGCAAACCACAUGACCUGGUCCAGUGGCUCAUUGACGCGGCACCACCGAUAGAGAAAACCGUCCCGCAGCUUGCCGAGCGCGUCAUGGCUCUCAAUGUUGCUUCCAUUCAUACAACCACCAUGGUUUUCACCGCGGCCUUAUACUCCUUAGCCCAGGAGCCCGAGAAAUAUCAGGACAUCCUUCGCCAAGAAGUCGAAAACGCUCUUGAAAACGGGGUCAUUACCUCUACGACGCUGGCCAAUCUGCCUAAGAUGGAGAGUUUCCUUAAAGAAUCGGGACGAUUUAAUGGUGCAGGUCUGAUGUCGAUGCAGCGUAACGCCCGGCAAGAGUUUCGCUUCUCGGACGGCACCGUCCUCCCAGCAGGAUCCAAGGUCGGCACCCCAAGCCUGAUUCUCCAUCGGGAUGCUGGCGUAUACGAUAAUCCCGAAGUAUUCGACGGCUUUCGGUUUGUGGCACCCAAGUACGCCGGGUCCAAGGAGGCGAGUCCCGUGAGCACGUCAUCAACUUAUCAUGUUUUCGGCCAUGGAAGACACCCCUGCCCUGGUCGCUUCUUCGCCGUCAACGAGAUGAAACUAAUGUUUUCGUUGUUGCUUCUGAGAUACGAUAUCAAGCUAGCACCGGGGGACCAGCCUAGACCGUGGUUCAUUGCGACUAUGAGCAUCCCGGACACGGCUUUGAAAGUUCUAUUCAAGGCUCGGAGUGUCAAGGACACUUCUUGA